Molecule: messenger RNA, 12643 nt
Organism: Galleria mellonella (greater wax moth)
Lineage: Eukaryota; Metazoa; Arthropoda; Insecta; Lepidoptera; Pyralidae
Product: dual specificity calcium/calmodulin-dependent 3',5'-cyclic nucleotide phosphodiesterase 1C-like
Exons: 11
Coding region: 337-2838 (833 amino acids)
Molecular function (GO): 3',5'-cyclic-AMP phosphodiesterase activity
Source: RefSeq, a predicted model, not a curated record
ACGGUCGAGUGCGAUCGUCUGUCGGUAGGCAGCUGUGCUCCCGAUCGCCCGAUUUAUUAGUGCGACGUCUUGUCGUAGUCUUCUUAUAGUUAUCGGUUCUCUUAUCGCGUUCACGUACAAUAAAUACCAACUAAAAUAAUUGAGCCGGUGAAAAAAUUAAUUGUUAUGAGACGCGUUGCUUCCGAGCCGCUCUCUAACUAGAUUACACGCAACAAAAUGUAACGAGUUACAAAAUAUUAGUGUUUUGUCGGGGUGGUGAGAUAAAUCUCACGCUGUGCCGAUCUCGGCGGUUUUUGCGACAUUGGACUUGUUUUAAAAGCUAUCAAAAUAGGAACUAUGCAACAAUGUGGGUUUUGCUCAAUGUUAUCCGGUCUCUUGCGGCGAGCGAUGUGUGUCAGCAGCAGAAGAGGUAGCAGUGAGUCCUAUUACAGAGAGCUCGGUGAUCAAGACACUCUGAAAAUUGAAGACAAAUCCUCGGAUAUAUCCGAUGACUCCGAAGAGAUUAAUCAAGAAGUUCCGGUUCGCCGCUCGAUCGAUCGCGGCUCGGAGAUAGAGACCAUGGAUAAUACAAACAUCAGCACCGGCCGUUUCCUGACGAUGCACAAGCGGCGCAAGAAGAGGCUCGUAACUCGCUCUCUCAGCCAAGAGACGGCGCUGCUGGACGAUUUACAGCUGGGACAAGUGCAGUGCAUCCUGAAUCAGUCAGUGCUGUGGAAGUUCAAUGCAUUUACGUUAGAAAACGUCUCUGGCGGUCGAUGCCUGCCAGUGCUGUGUGUUCACCUUUUCCACAUCUACGGUCUGAUUUCUUACUUCAACCUGGAUGCGGCCAAAGCCUGGAAGCUGUUCAGCCUUAUUGAAGAAGGCUACCAUAGUACCAAUCCAUACCACAACUCUAUCCAUGCGGCCGAUGUCACCCAGGCCAUGCACUGCUUCUUGCAACAAAAACAGAUCCGGGAUUACUUGGAACCGUUGGAGAUAAUGGCGUCCCUGCUGGCCGCUAUAGCUCACGACAUGGAUCAUCCUGGAGUAAACCAGCCAUUCCUAAUUGCAACCUCCAACCAUCUGGCUGCACUAUACAGAAACACAUCUGUCCUCGAGAAUCACCACUGGCGCUCAGCCAUCAGCUGCCUGAUGGAAAGCGGUCUCCUUGACCAGAUGAGGCAUCUGCAGUCGAAGCUGGAGAACCAGAUCAGCUCCCUGAUCUUAGCCACUGACAUCACCAGGCAACAGGAGUACCUCAGCCAGUUCAAGAAUUAUUUGGACACCAACACUCUUGAUAUGAGGAAGAGCGAGCACAGACACUUGGUGCUGCAGAUUGCCCUUAAAUGUGCUGAUAUAUCGAACCCAUGCCGACCCUGGGAGAUCAGCAGGAAGUGGAGUCUGAAAGUCUGCGAGGAGUUCUUCAGACAGGGAGACUACGAGAGGAAAUUGAACUUGCCAGUGACAGCAUUGUGCGACAGACACACUACAUCAAUACCGAAAAUACAAACAGGGUUUUUCAAAUUCGUCGUUACACCUCUCAUCACUGAAUGGCAUCGCUUCCUACAAAAUGAUUUGUCAAACCAAAUGUUGAAAAAUUUGCUAUACAAUCAGAACAAAUGGGAGACAUUGGUGGCUCAAGAAAUAGCUGAAGAAACCGGAACUGAGAUUUCCGAUGCUGAUAUGGUUGAUGACGACCUUGAGACUUGUUCAGGAACCAAUAUCUCUGAUAGUUCGGAGUUGCUAUUGCCACUUCGAAGGAGUUCAUUGAACCCCUCCAAACAAGUUGGCCUUAAAGAACAGUUAAGGCGUUUCUCUGUUCCACUUAAUGUGUUCCAAGAUACCAAAUUUAGAAAUAAAGAUAAGAGCCGAGCAUCGUCUGUAGCGGAGCCAAAGAAUAAGAGCAACACCAGCCCGCUUGGUAGUGAGCACUCGAUUCACUCACAGCUUAGUGUUCAUGGACACUGUGAUCAUAACGAUGGCAUCUCCGAGAAAGUUCUCAGUACUGAGAAACUUCUUCCCGACUCAUCUAUAGCCUCCAUCACCACGCCGGUGCAAGCGACUCGUCUCAACACUGUCUUAAAGGACGGUGGCUCGUGGAAACUAAUACGCCAACAGACUUUCCCGCCACUUGAAACAACAGCCCACGCGUACGCACUCGCCGUACGUCCCCUCUACAUGAGUAACGAAGAGUCUUUAUACUCGUCUCGCCACACCAAGAUCGAGAUUGGAGUUAAAUUUGAAACAAGCAUAAAAGAGGGCACACUUAUUAAUUUAUUCAAGAGGAAUGAUAUCGAUAAGACUGAUCACGAUGACGCUUCUGAAAAUAAUAACGUAGAUAUAACUGAGUGUUCCCGUAAUUUAGAGAAAGAAAAUCAAGACCCGUUGAAUUGGGAUAGUUCGGACGGUGGGCACCGCGAACUCGCUUCAAUUGGGAGCCAGUUGAGGGACAACUUGACGGCCAUCAAUCUCGGCGCUCUCGCCUCAGACCAGCUGCUACGCCGAAGGAAGUCUAUGCCUGCUGAUACCGUCGCAUAUAUACCAAAAGAGAAGAGAAUGCGUGAAGUGACUGCCACCAUACCACAGUUCCUCCGCCGGACCCUCUCCGGAAAGGAGUGCUGGACGCGCCGCAGAGGUUCCGCCCCUGCACACGUGGAGCCAUCCGAGUUGCGAGGUCUGGCCUCGAUGGGGGCUACGAGGCAAAGCGUCAACGGCGCCCGACGGAAAACAAACCCCAUCGCGGCCUGCCAGCAGUGGUUAACGAAAACCAACUUCAACGCACAAGAGAAAACCAUCCAGCAGAUACCGCGCAGAAGUUCAUUGCCUGUUGAGGUGCUUACAGGUAUUUCCUCCCGUUGAUGGAAUGAAAACGUCAGAAUCUAAGUAAAUGUCGGUGAUAGAAGCUGCUUAGGAAAGGAAAUUAGAAUAAAAGGGAACAAGAAUGAAGGAUACAAGGAUAGGAGUACAUCUGUCAUUACCAUCCAGACAGGUAAUUGGUAAUUAACGAAAAUGACUAUCAAGAGAUGAUUAUAAGCAUGUAGAAUUCUAAUUGUUUGGUGGGAAGUGGUCUCACCUCGGACGGGACGGAAACUCAAGUUUGACUUUUCAACAAUUUACAUAUGGCGGCGUCCAAUGGAUCGCUUCAUUUGUAUCUUGUGGUCUCUUAAUGUCACAAAAUUCAAUGAUGUUUAGAUGAAAUUACUGUAUUUAUUAUAUGUGUAUUGAUAGGGUCAAUGAACCCGUCGUCUUGGGUAUUUCCUUUUUUCCCCAGUGUUGUGAGCAUGGUACGUGAAAUUGGAUUUUUUUAUUAGUGAUAUUGAUUGUUGUAAGUCAUUGGAAAAUGUGAAUGUAACUCAGUGCCAGUGUUUCGGGCGCCAUAUUGUUGGUUUAAUUUUUUAUUGGCGUUCUUACGGCCCUGGCUACUAGCCGUUCUGGGCGUUCGUUUCUCUUACCUGCCAGUAUCUGGAUUUAAUUGUACUUUCGAUAUUUUUAUCCGAUACGUUACGUCUAUUGUACAGUUGUUGUCGUAUUAAGUGUACAUGUAACAGGGAUGUUUAUCUACAUUUUGCUUGUACCUAUACCGUUAACGGUUAUGCUUAAUUAGGUGACAGACUGUACAUUUAUUUAUGAUCGUUAAUUGAACAUUUGGCAUAGACAAAUUCAAAUGACAACGCAAUCUAUUCAACAUCGUAGUACAAAUUAUGUUUUACACUUUAUAAGGAAUUUUAAUGUUUAUGUUACAAUAAAUUUAAUUAAUGGUUAGUAAUUUGCCAUAUCGUCUUCUAAGUUUAUACGGCUAUCAAUGUCAUGGGGGUUUACUUUGAAAAGCUGCCACUAGAUGGCGUGUAAACACAACACGCAGCUAGGUGUCAAAAUUGUGUCAUUUACGCUUAAAUCUGUUUUACAAUUGUUAUUAUUUAUCCUCGAAUUAUCAUCACAAUCUCAUCAAUCUAUUAGUCAUCUAAUGAUAGCGCUGUUUAAUUGAUCCAUUGAUGUUUAUAAUUACUAGUUGAACAUAUUGAUUGAUCGAUAUCGUAAGAGCUAGUGGUGCCACCUGGUGACCUACAACGUAAGCCCCCAUUCUUUGUAUUUUAAUGUAUGUAUGUGUUGUUCUUGUAUUAUACCAAAUGUGUGUGUCUGGGUGCUUAUUGCACAGCAGAUCCAUCGGCUGGAAACAUGUUCACAAUAAAGGUUUAGAGUCUCAUAUAUCAGUAACUCUAGUGGUUUUCUUUUUUUUUUUUAAUAGUCAUAGUAAUAAGUACUUAUUCAAUAUAGAUGAUAAUUAAGUAGGCGCUCUUUUUGAGCGAGCGGUGUAUCGCGGUACAUUUAUUAAGUUUUUGUUGUAAAUUAAGACAGAUUCAGUAUUAAAUGUGUGUACUGCAACAAUUCCCAUAUGAAAACGCAGCGCUUCAACGGUUGAUGGACAUUUAUAAAUGUCGUAACACGGUACGGUAUCGUACCAUUUUACCGUCACGAUAUCAUAGGAGAGCACAGAAAUCGUGGAUUUUUACAAACGUUUGAAAUUAAACUACAUCUUCUACUAGAUCACACGGUGAAAUUCGCAUCACCUACAUCCAUCUCGCCAUUUAUUAAAACUAAUCCGAAAUAGCUACUCCCAUACAAAAUUACCUAUUUUUAUUUUUAUUUCCUAAUUUGUAUUUCCAACUUUUUUUCCUUUACACCAGCCAGGUGUAAAAGAAAAAACGUUGUAAAGAGUGAAACAAAAAAGAAAUAUUCAAGUCGAGCAGUUUAUUUUAUUUUAGCGAGACGUAACAAACAGCAAUUGAUUUUUAGAUUAUUUUGCCGUGACGAUAAAAUCGUGUCGUGAUACGAUAAGUUAUAAAAGUGCCCAUUGGCUAUAGCUGUGUCUUUAGACGCCUUUGAUAUUGACUAUCACCAAUGAGCGUCAAUUUGGAUCGAAUUAUCUACUACAAAAAAAUGUUCUGAAUGAGGGUACUUAUCCUUACGUCAUCAGUGUUGCCAGUCGAAUUAAUUGAUUUACAUUUAUAAUGUUUAUUAAUUUAUUUAUUACUAAGUUAGUGUUUAAUUUUAUUAUUUAUUUAGUAAGGCUACUUUAUAGAUACAACAAUAUAGAUUGCAAUGAACGAAAUGUGAUAAAAUAUUGUAUGACAUCUGUCAACGUCAUCCAUCCGGUACAUUUUAGUCUUAGAAGGAGAAAACAGGUUGAUCAUUAAUUUUAGUGAUUCAUUAGACCGUAGGCCUAUGUACAAUACCUGUCUUAGGGGCUAGAACUUAAUCUAUAACACUGAUACAAUUGAAUGCAUAUAACAUCACAAAUAUUUAUAUAGAUUUUGAUAUAUAUUUUUCAUAAUAAUCUGAACUUACAAAUUUAUUUAUUUUAUUACAAUUAUUAGAUAAAUGGAUAAUAUAUUUUAAGCAUAUUCCUUCCUAAAACACAAGCAACACCUGCACUUUUUGAUGCUAUGGGUGCCUAUAAUUGGCGGUAAUGACUUAGCAUCAGGUAAGCCGUAUCACUCGUUUGCCAUCUGUGUUGUAAAAAUUAUGAUUUUUAUUUCUAACUAGUUUUUGCCCGCUACUUUGUACGCGUAUAUUUCACAAGUACUAAACCUAUUGAAUAUACUACUUCUGUAUGAUGUAUCGCAAUAAAACAUGCACUAGAUUUGAAGUUAGACCUUCAGGUAUACAAACGCAAUCAGUUUGGUGCAGUAGUUUUUUCGUAACGUACAAACAGACAAAAUUCCUAAAAAAAUAGUUUUGUUUCUAUUAAUCUUAUUAAGUACCCUCACGUUAGUUUUUUUCUUAAAUAUGUCCCAUAUACAGACAUGGUGUAGUUAAUUUUAUUUUUAUUUUAUUUUAUAAGAUUUGACAGAUACUUCAGAUGUUGCCAGUAUUAUGGCGAAAGUGCUAAAAUAAUUAAUUCUUUCUCGAUGCGUGUUGACCUCAUUGGUGGACCUUGCGUGGUUUCCAACUGUGGACUCUUGUCACAAAACUGUAACUGUUUUGUAUGAGUAAUGGUUAGACAGGUUUGGAAUGUUGAGGUUAAUUCCAUUCCAGCCAUGCCGGCAUUUGAUAUCACCGACCGAUAAAUGCAACCAGCGGGGUGAAUUUACGCAUUCGAAUUGGAGUUAAAUCGAAACUCGCUGAUUGACACUUAUAUGUCGAGUGUAAUCGAUUACAUCCGUUUAACGUCAUAUAUACGAGAAUAUUAGUUAGAUUCAGUGUAAUUACGAUUUCAUGACCCCAAUUCGAUUACAUCUAUUCAUUAAACAUAAAAGUGUAAACCAUCACAUCCGAUAAACGUCAAAUAUACGAAGAUCAUUUCGAUUCGAUGCAAUUUAGUUUUGACCCCAAUUCGAUUACGUACGAUUCGCCCCGCAUAUUUACCUACGUAUACUUCUGUCGAUUAUUGUCACGACGUAGUGGUCCCGAAACUGAGUUGACUAGUGUAACUCGAUAAAACAUCACAUCUGUACGGUUGCAUUUAUUUAUAAUAUAUAAAUGUGUAUGUAUAUGGAAUGAAUUUAAUGUUGAAACAAUGUUAUGAAUAUUCAAUUUUAUUGGUGGUAUUGAGAAUUCUAAAUAUUAUUGUGUAUUGUUCAGUAGAAUAUUAAUUAUAUUAUAACCAGACUCGCUGUCUUGUUUGGAAUGGAGGACGGGAGAAUUAAUGUAAUUGUUAGGGUAUUCUACGUGUUCUGUGGGGAAAUGGUGUUGAGUAUUUUUUUUUUUUUUUCUUAUUUUGUUGAAUCUCAAUGUGUGAAAUAAAAAUUCUUGCGCUUACAACCCGUCGAGAUAUCUACAAAGUAUGAAAAAUACGAUAUGGCAUGACACGUCGUAGCCCGGUUGUGUUCUGUUCUGAUUUACACGGUGAAAAAUCGUGAUUUCAAAUCUGACGGUACCAGAUGUUUGUGCCAAUUAAAUUUUUGACUAACUCCUCUGUGAUGGAGAAUAUCUACAACGAACCAAGUAAUCCGAGUGAAGACGGCACGCUCGCCUACGUCGCGUCGCGUUUAAUUCAUAAUGUGUACAUACCAAGUGCUACGUUCACCACACCGGCAAAUCGACACCUGUCUGACUGACCCCAUUGCGGGUUAUAGUCGUGUGCAUAUUUGUUUAAUACUCAACACCGUUUUCCCAUAUUAGUACGGUGUUCAUUAUAAGCCAUAUAUAUGUACGGUCUUCUUUGAUGUAUGCAAAAUGUGUUUCUAAAUGUCAAAUUGUUAACUUAUUUGUGUAGAAUGUGUGGCGGACGACCCGAAUAUUGUUCGUUUCGUUAACAAUGUACAAUACAAGGAAGUUUAGUAACAUUAAUUCCAUAUGUUGUAAUAGAAUUAUUAUUAUAAGUGUUUAUUUUUGUCUAGCAUUAAUACAUCAUGUCUACAUAUAAUCGUUCAAUAAAAUCUGUUCUCGUGAGGGUGUCGCCCUCUGGUGUCAGAUAGUAAUAAGCUUAAUACUUACACAGGAUGAAAUAGGGAUCGUUGGCAUCCUUUUAACACAGUUUUCUACCGAUAAAUGUGAACUGUUUUUAUCUAAACAUCUCGAAAAAUUUUGUCCUCCCAUUCGGGCUUAAAUUACUUUGCCGUUUUCCGAGUUGCGUUUCUUGAGGAAAAUUGUUCAGGAACACAUCCUUUAGUCUAUCUAUCCUAUUUAAGAGCUGCGCUCUUGUCGGUGGAGCUCUUGCCACUCAUUACGAUUUUCAGCGAGUCUCUUCACCUCUUGAUACGACACGACACCAACUCCUUCCUUGAUCUGCCUGAUGUAACUAUGUCUCGGUCUCCCUGUUCCCCUUCUUCCUUCUAUCUUACCUUCUAUUAUAAUGUUCAUAAGUUGGUCAUGUCGUAUCAAGUGUCCCAAAAUUUUCGCCUUCUGUCCUCAAUAGUUCUUAUAAUUUGUCUUUUUUCCUUAACCUUAAGCAGGACCUCCUCAUUGCUAAUUCGAUCCCUCCAACUAUCCUUUACUAAGUAUGGGUAAUAUCGUUACCACACCGAUUUGCUCCCUCUGGGCGUUGAUGGCAGUACUGGGUCAUCACCCAUUUCAAUAUCGCCCAUACAGGUUGCAUACGUAUAUUCAUUUUAAUGGAUAUCGUAUAUUAAAUAAUUACCGUGUAAAUUUAUAGAUAUUGCAAUUACGAUAUAUAGAUAUUGCUAUAUAUAACCCAUCCCUAUUCUUAAUUAUUUAGAUUCCAUCCUGUGUAAGUUUGAAAUACGAUUCGAAUAGAAUUUUAAACUAGAAGAAAAUCUUCAUACCAACUCCUACAAACGUGCAAUCGAUAUUAUAUGUUACACAACACAUACUAUAGAUAUGUUGAUAAUAAUAAGAAAAAAUGUUAACUUUUUAAAGUGGAAAUUAUAUAUUUCUUGAUUCUUGUCGGCCAAAUGACGUUAUACAGAGUCCACAAAUUAUGUGUACUACCAUACAUUUUAUAGUAUAUUAUUAUAUAUUAUUAUGUAGUUACUGUGUAGAUAUUAUAGCGCAAAUUUUUUUAUAUUAUAUUUAUAUAUGUAUUGUAUAUAGUCAAAAAUACUUUUAACCGGCUAUUACCGGUAAUAACCGGACAAAAGUAUUUUCGAUAAUAAACCUAACUUUAUGAGUGUGCUUUUUGAUGUAAUAGAAGUUUUUGAGUGUGACUAAAUGUAUAACUGUCUCAUAGGUAACCGUUGUUAUUGAGGGGUCAAGGGGGUGGGAGGGGGGGAUUGACACUUCCCUGUUACUACUAUUCUUCUUUGUAUUGUGACAAAUAAUAUCACAAAAUGUUUUAUCGCUUUACGUAAUAUAUUUAGGAUAAGUUUGUUAGAUUGUAAUUUUAAGUUGAAAUAAUCUGUCGUCCGGCUGGUGCGCAUGCGCGGAUGUAUUCAUUUGCCCCAUACACAUUUUCGUUUACGCACGCACGUAACAGAGGGCGCCAGACGUUGCUGUCUCGUUACACCACAUGCACGUUACAGCGACAUCUAUCUGUGGGUUCGUUUGCGAUUUAAUAUUUUCGUCCAGUGUUACGUCUGGACUCAUUGGCACAUGGCUGUGUAACUCUAAUUUAUCCUGUAAAUUAUAACAGUAUAUUUUACUACCGUUAGUAAAAUACAUUCUUUGAUGUAAUUAUAAAAUUCUCUUAAGUACUUUUUCUUUUAAUCGAACCACGUCACCGCCUGUUAAGAUAUGGAAUGACAAUUUACAGGGCCGUCACAGGUCAUGCGAGGGCUUUCGUGCACACAAAAUUUUUGCCCCUUUCAGAAACUUAAAAAAAGCGAAUGCAAAUAUCUGUAAUGUAUUUUAGAACAUCUUACAUUUAAAUUCGACAUAUUUUAGUUAAAUUCCAUAAAAUCAACUCUCCUCUUUUUCAACCAACUAAAAAGAAGAAAACUCUCAAUUUGAUUGUAUAUUUUUAUUCGUUACCCCAUAACUCCGUUAGUUUUAAACCGAUUUGUUAAAUAUAUUUUUUUAUCUGAAAGGAUAUGCUUACAGAUUGAUCCCGUAGAAGUUUUAUCAAAAUCAAUUUAAUAGUUUAAGUUUUUAAAUCAAAAUAACUGGUUUUGCCAUAGUUGAUGUCAAUGUUUUUUUUUAAAACGCUAUCUUAAAUUUUUCCGCGUAAACGACUUAUAAACUGACGGUCCUGAAUACAUAAGUGUUAUUCUAUAUCCAUUUAACUGGACGAAAAUGUAUAAAUACUUCGAAGAUAAACCCUAUUAUCCGCUUACAAAUAAAUAUACAUGUCUCAAAUAUAAGUUUAUUAGAUAUUUAAACAAGUCAUAUCCGCCCAUCCGCGCGCCGGCUGUAAACGGGAAACCUUUUCUGACCCUUCGAAGUCCACAAUAUUCUUAAGUGUAAUUUAAUUUAGUGAAUAAAAAAUGAAAACCAUGCUCAAUAAAUAUGUCAGUUAGUAUUAUUCAUUGGAAAGUUUCUGCGCGUGAAUUGGUUGCCACCGUUGCAUUUUGUAUCAUGAAUGAUUGAAUGACUUUCGUAAUGGGACACCGCAUAGGGGAGUUAUGUCGUCGUAUGUCUAAGAUCACGUCUGAGCCAUUCUAUUUUUGUCUAUGAUGAAGGGAAUCAUGAUAUUCAAAUUACAUUGGCAUCUUGUGAGUUUUAUAUUUACUAGUUUUUACCCGUGACUUCGUUGGCAUGACCGAUACAUUAUUAUGUUCAUUGACUGAGAUAAAAAAAAAAAUAGAAAAAAAUAUAUUCUGUUAUAACUUCCCACUAGGUGACGUUACUUAAGUUUCAUGAUAUAAAAUGUCAAAGAUUAUAUAAUUGGAAAUAUUUGAACUUUAAAGUAUUGUUCACUAAGUAAAUAUACAUUUGUAAAUGGCAGUCAUUUGUAACAAUAUUUUUUGGUAAAUUUUAAUAAAUAUGUGAAAUACAUGUACCUAAGUAGCUACAGAACUAUAUGAAUUUCAUUGUACGCAAAGUCUGUCAAUGCACGUCGAGUGCUAAACGCUUAUUAAAAUAAUUAAAAUUACAUAGGUACAAGUACCGUUUACUUGGAAAAUUUUAUAAUACUACUCUAUGCAUAAUGUCUUAUGAUAAACAUCUACAGUCCUACAAUGUAAAAAAAAAAUAUAUUUUAUAAUAUAUGUUUUAUAUAAGUGUAAUGUUCCAUGCAGAUAUUACAAUUAGGUUCUAAUGAAAUACAGGGCCUGAUCUAGGGGCGCCAGCCGGGCAAAAUCUCUGACCGCCAAAAAGAGCUUACUGCGAGUUAAUAUGCUAAUCAAUUAAGCAACUAUAAAUGUUCAUAUUUGCCCUGAAACAGCAAAAUAACUAGAUUGGGCCCUCAUGAAAUGCAUAAUAACUGAAAUAAUUGUAAUAGGUAGAUAUAGCUCUGGAAUGUGAACGCGACGCGGCGUUUACAAAAGGAAGCGUUUCAUGCAGUCGAAUGUGGUUAUCUACUUGUUUGUAAAGUAUCUAUUCCUGCUUUGAAAUGAAAUAUACUACCUUUCAUAAAAUUUUUGAGCCUAGUUUAAACUGAUUUAGGAAUUUAGCUGAAACGACAAAACAAUAUUUGGGUAAGUCGAGCAUUUUAUACCGAGUUGCUCGCCACUUGACUAAAUUGUUAAAGCAGUUUGAAUUAAGCUUUUAAAAUUGAAACAGAGAUCGAGUAUUUGUAUAAAUGCAGUGUAUAGGUACUUCUUUAAUUCGUGUUCUUAGGUCAAUAUAAUGUGCAGGAGACAUUGCUUUCAAUGUGUAUAAUUAGAAAGGCAUUCUUUUCUGAGUUGCAACUACUAUUUAAUUAUUGAUAAUUAUCGUGGUCGUCGAUAGAGCACGUAUUUCACAUAUUCAAACUAAAUAGAUUUAAAGUUCAUUUGAUGAUAUUAGAAAAUUUCCUCGUCAAUAUAUUUACACAAGGGGUCAGCAAAAUAAAUUCUUAUCUACAUAUUUGAAAUUUGUACCACUAAUUAACCUUGGGAGCAAAGUUAUUACGUACCUUUGUGAUAAACUUUUCGACUUGUUAUUGAUUUUUCAUCUCACCAAUCUAUCUGAUAUUCUACCGUUAUUGUUAUCUAUUUCGAUAAUAACUGUUUAUUUUAUAUAUUUUAAUUUAUUAAUUACGUUUUAACUAUCAUACAAUUUUGGUGGUUCAAAUUUCAAUUAUAUCUCUUUCUAAAAUUCGUACACGAGAAAUGUAAAAAAAAAUUCGGUGCUUGCGAUUUCUAUUCUUAAAUCUCUUGCUUCGUCCACUUUCAUUUUUUGGUAUCCUAGCUCAAGAACCAAGGCAUUAAUUAGUAUGAUUGUGCAGCAUUUAUUAAUACUUUAUUGACCCAAGUUUUAUACACACGAUCAAAAAUAGAAUAGACCACGAUAUUAUUAAUAGUUUAAUAUUAGUUUUAAAAUAGCUCCACAAAUACUCUGUGGUUACUGCACGACAUAGAGACACUAAAAAAUAUUACAAAUAAUAACACAAAAUCUACGUAUUGUGUGAUCAUUAUACGAAAGUUGCUGAUGUAUUGUUGCCACAUCUAGCAAACUCCAGUAUUCAUACGUAUUCAUACUUACCUAGUCUCAGUGCUUUCAAAGUACAUACACAAGUUAGAUUUUACUUUUUUGUUAUUUAUUUUAUUAGAAAAAAAAAGUAGAUAUAAAUUAUUUCAAACGAAUACGCUGAACGCACAUCACAAUGGAUAUCACAAAAAAUGUCAAACAUUUUUUUUUUUUUUUUAUUAUUUUUAAGUUCAUUUUAAAGCUCCGAGAGGCAAUCUAACAUAAUUGAUAUUUUGUUAACAUUUUUAAGUACAACUCGCAACUAUCAAACAAUGAAUAAAUAUGAUCAAUACUGUCUAAUUUAAACAGUAGUGAAACUACAAGAGUCACUGUAAUUUCAUUCUUUGAAGACAAUUCCUAUUAUUUAUAACUUGUAAAGAUAUCUUUCUUGCGGUCAUGUUGAUAAAUAUUAUACUUAGCAGAAAUGUAUUUAAUGAUAUAUUUACAAAUUGUUUUAAUUAUAUGCAUAUGCAGGCUCGACAUAAACCGGGGAUCAUGAAAAUUUCCCUGACGUCAAUAAUUUAAUAAUUAAUAGGGCAAACCUAACGAAUUAUUCCCUCCCUGGCGUAGUAAUACGGCCCUGUAUAUUAUGUGAAUUGUUUAUUUGUAAAUUUCAGUUACAUAUUUUUAUUAUGUUGCAAUUUUUAUUUUAAUAAUAAAUUAAUAAUAUUAUUGUAUCCAUGAUUAAUUUUAAAUAAACAGAUAUUAGCAAUUGACA